Messenger RNA from Telopea speciosissima, 1036 nucleotides. Its product is annotated as ADP-ribosylation factor-like. Lineage: Eukaryota; Viridiplantae; Streptophyta; Magnoliopsida; Proteales; Proteaceae. Gene Ontology annotation, biological process: vesicle-mediated transport; intracellular protein transport. The transcript has 7 exons. Bases 128 to 679 code for a protein of 183 amino acids. Gene Ontology annotation, molecular function: GTPase activity; GTP binding. Gene Ontology annotation, cellular component: cytoplasm. The record is from RefSeq and is a predicted model, not a curated record.
AGUUCCAUUUCGUUCCCCCUGUGAAGCUUUCCAAAGGUAACCAACCGUUGUUGCUAAGUUUCGAUAAUCUUGAAUUUGUUAAUUUCAAUCUUAAGCGGGUGAUCGGGACCUACAGCCACUACGAAACAUGGGGCUGAGUUUCACAAAGCUUUUUAGCCGGCUUUUUGCCAAGAGAGAGAUGCGAAUUCUGAUGGUUGGUCUUGAUGCUGCUGGUAAGACCACCAUAUUGUAUAAGCUCAAGCUUGGUGAAAUCGUCACUACAAUUCCCACCAUUGGGUUCAAUGUGGAGACAGUUGAAUACAAGAACAUCAGCUUCACUGUUUGGGAUGUUGGUGGUCAGGACAAGAUCCGUCCACUAUGGAGGCAUUACUUCCAAAACACACAGGGUCUGAUAUUUGUGGUGGAUAGCAAUGACAGAGAUCGAGUUGUUGAGGCAAGGGAUGAGUUGCAUAGGAUGUUGAAUGAGGAUGAGUUGCGAGAUGCUGUGUUGCUUGUAUUCGCUAACAAGCAAGAUCUUCCUAAUGCAAUGAAUGCUGCGGAGAUCACUGAUAAACUUGGCCUGCAUUCUCUCCGCCAGCGUCACUGGUACAUCCAGAGUACUUGUGCAACCUCUGGAGAGGGCCUUUAUGAGGGGUUGGACUGGCUCUCCAACAACAUUGCUAACAAGGCAAGUACUUGAACUGCCUUUCCUUUGUCCACAGUUUAAUUGACUAUUUGGCCCAUGGGCCUGAGGUGAAUGAAUGCUGUGCUUCAUCAAAAGAGGGUGUUUACAAAUGCAGGAUUUAUACUGUGUAGCGCUGUUUUUUUUCUUCUUCUGAAGACAAGUAGGCUUGGGCUGUGGUGAUGAGAACGGAUCCUUGUUUUCCUUGACUUUGUAGUAGGCUUGUAAUAGUUUGGAUGGUUAGCCAGAAUACUCUCUGUGGGCUAUUUCCUGGGCUCAAUGUAAUGACGGCUUUAGCUAUAGACCUUUUGGGUUGUUAAUGUAUGGUGGUACUUUAUAUACUCUUUCAGAAAGAGGAUUACGUUUUGUGAUCCA